ACUGGUCCCCGCCCAGAGCUUGCCUCUCGAGCUCUUUUGCUUCUUGUGCUAGAUGCGUCGUCACUCAUGGCUGGCUAAACCGCGAAAUCCCAGUCUCCCUGCCAACUCCCCACGAACCGUACCCGACGGUUGCGACGAGUCUCGAUAUGAUUAUCUAGCAUGUGAUUGCCGUUGAACAUGAACAACCUACAUGCACCGACGGUCCCUUCGGGACCAACCUCUGUGCGCGUCACAAAUGGGGGAACAGCGCAUCUUACCUUUGCGGAACUUCAGAGGAAGAAGGAUAUCAUGGAGGCCGAGCUGAAGGCUCUCAGUAGCGUGCUGGAUUCUCACGGCGUUGAUAUGCAUACGAGCCUUUUGACGCCAGAUGGCUUCCCCCGAGCUGAUAUCGAUGUUGCGCAAAUUCGGACCACGAGAGCGCGAAUCAUCUACCUCCGAAACGAUUAUAAAGACCUCAUGGGGGUCAUCGAGAAGCAUCUACACGAACAUUUUGCAAGCCUUGGAGACGAGGAAGUUCCCGCUGUCCCCGACCAAGGAAUGUCAGAGCUGAGGGAUUCGGUGCCCGAGGUAUUGGAUGAGCCCUUUGCAAAGGUGAACAGCGUCGUCGAUAAUAGCCCUGCAGACGCGGCAGGUCUCAAGGCAGGAGACCUGAUACGGGCUUUUGGCUAUGUCAACAAGUCCAACCACGAUAACCUAACGAAGGUUGGCGAAUGUGUCCAAGGCAAUGAAGGGCAAAACAUCCUCGUCAAGAUCUCUAGAGGCACUGGGACCACCCGACCACAAGAGCUUCGGUUGACCCUGAUACCCAAGCGUAACUGGGGUGGAAGAGGAAUGCUUGGCUGUCAUAUCUUGCCAUUCUGAAAAUACCUGGGGGGAGGGGGGAGAAUGUCUGGCAGGGAGAGGCUAAGCAUGAAAUCUAUCGCAUGCCAGGCAGCAGUAGGCAGUGGAGGCAACCAAGGCUGGCUGUUGUUAAUGAUGAAUCUAUUGGUCAACAACCUAAGGCAGGAUAGUGAUGGGCUCGCUCUUACUUGCUGAAUCUGGCCCAGAAGGUCAGCAAGAAACCUCACAAAGACAACAGGGCACAGGCUGCAGGACACAAAGAACCUUGACGUGUUAGCAGCACACAAGGAGUGAAUGCUCCGACUGUCAUGAAACUAAUCACCUUAGAACUUGGUUGCUGGGUGCCUGUGGAAUGCAUCCAAGUACCUGUAGAUAGUGACUGGGAGACAGGAGAAUACCGACCAAUUACAGAAUGGUAGGCGCUUAUUAUUAGGAAGUUUUGCAUAGUAAAAUCCAAUGAAUGGUAGAC
Molecule: messenger RNA, 1309 nt
Organism: Phialemonium atrogriseum
Lineage: Eukaryota; Fungi; Ascomycota; Sordariomycetes; Cephalothecales; Cephalothecaceae
Product: 26S proteasome non-ATPase
Exons: 4
Coding region: 178-861 (227 amino acids)
Biological process (GO): proteasome regulatory particle assembly
Cellular component (GO): nucleus; cytoplasm
Molecular function (GO): protein binding
Source: RefSeq, a predicted model, not a curated record